CAUGAACAGGGCUCUUUCUCCAAAGGUUAUCUUUCCAUCAAAGAUAGUUGCUAAUGGGACACCAGGAGCACUGGAGCUCAGCAGCUCAAGAAGCCGAGUGAGAGAAUAUAGCAGGGACUCUCUUCACCCGAAGCAUCCUCAGAGAGCAAAGGCGAUGCGUCCACAGCAAGGCAUCUGCUCCAAAGACAGCAUAAUGGAUGUAUCAAAUGGUAUAGAAGACAAUGGGCAACUUCCCGGCUCAACCACCAGAAGAAGGCAUUCUUUAUCUCGCCUCCCAAACAGCAAUGCAAGAGAGUAUAGUCCCAUGCAGCCAUUGGCUAGAAGGAUAUGGAGGACUGGCUCGGAGCUUGACUUGCGACCAUCCUUACUGGAAGAGCUAGGAAGGAAAAUUGAGCUGGGGGAAGCUAGCUGCAUGGUGAGGAACCUGGAGAUGGAACUCAGCAUGAUGCAGUUUGAGCUGUACUCCCUUAAACAGAAGCAGAUGGAGAGCUCUUUUGCUCAUCUACAAAAGGAAAAGAAAUGGUUGGAAAUGACACGGACGAAAGACAGGAAGCAGAAAGGGGACCUAGAUGACAAGAUCUUCCAUUUGGAAAUAGAGCUGGUAAAGGCCAAAUCUUGUAUAGGCAAAAGGAAUCGUGACUCACCGUCAUCCCAGGACUCCAGUCAGAAUGUAGCUGCGGGAAAGAUGGACAUUGGCCAAGAGCUGAUAACUCUUCAGGAAAGCCUGGGAGGCCAUAAGAAGCACAUCAAAGCUUUAGAAGAAAAACAAGAUGAGAUGGUGCAGCAGCUGAAAUCUGCUAAAGAGGGUCAGCAGAUGGCACUGGGGGAGACUGCCGAGGCUAUCCAGAGAGCAACAAAUGCACAGCAGUUCAGCCAAGCGCUGAAGGAAGAAAGAGGGAGACUCCAAGCUGCCUACAAUAGCAUCAGGCUGGAGAAAGUGGCUCUCCACCAGCAAGUCCAGCAUCUCACCAUGGAACUGGAGGGUGCACAGAAGAAGCAAGAAGGUUUCAGUGAUCAAGUCUCAGCCCUCUAUUCAGAGCUUGCCAGUGCCAAGACCCAAGUCAACCACCAGGACAAGGAGAAGGUCCUCAUGAAAGAGGAGCUGGAGUCAACCAGACAGGUGAACAAAGAGCUUUCUUCUGAAGUGGCCGAGAGCCGCCGGAGGCUAGAAGCCUCUUUGGAAAAGCUUCAUCAUUUGGAGGCGGAGAAGAAAAUCCUAGACAACCGCAUCCAGGCUCUGGAGAAUGAGCGUACUCAGCUGCUGGAAGAGGGGGAAGGAAGGCCCCCUCCGGGACAGGCGGAUGGAACAAACCAAGAGGAGGAUGUGAAGCCUCUCCAAGAAACCUGUGCUGAUCUGAGGGAAUCUCAGGCCUUGCUGCAAAGGGAAAAAGACCUCCUACAGGCUUGUUGCCAGGAGCUAGGAGCGGCAUUGCAAGCCAAGCGGGAGGAAGUGGCCAACCAGCUGGCCGAGCAGCAGCAGGUCUCCCAGUACUGGAGAGACCAGUGGGAGCAGGUGACUGCAGCCCUGAAGACCAAGGAGGAGUUGGAGGAAAUGCACGUCCAGAGCCAGACCCUCCCUACCCAGGUGGAAACGCCUCUGCUCCUUCAGAUCCAGCUAGAUGCUUGUAAACAGGAGCUAGAACUGGAAAGGAACCGCAGCCAGGCCCUGCAGCACCAAAUCCAGCUGCUGCAAUCUGGGAUCCAGAACAACGCUGUCCCUGAAAAAGAGCCUACCUUGAAGAAAGUAGACACAGAACUGGUGCAAGAGGAACUGCAGAAGGUCUGGGACAUGCUGAAGACCUGCGACACAGAGUUGCAAGGGCAGCAGCAGGAACUGGAAUCCACCAGGAAUCAAUACACAGAAUGCAUCUUGGAGAAGGAGAGACUAGAACAACUCGUUACUUCUCUGGAAGAGCAGCUGGCUGAGAAAGAACAGGCUUUGAGGCACCUCAGGCAAGCCAAGGAUGCAGACAAGAUGGAUCUGGAGAUUAAAGUUUCUUCAUCACAGCGGAAGCUGGCAGAAAUGGAAGAUGUGAAACGGAAUGCAUCUUCCAAGCCCCCAGAAAUGCAGAAGAAAGGCUGCAUGACCAAAGAGGACGGCAAGCCCCGCGUGAUGUGUCCUCGCUGCUGUGCCGCUCUGUCCCAGCUCAAUCAGUUUAUUCAAAACUAUAUGGAAAAAAGAUCAGGAGAACAAGAGGAGGAGUCAGCCUUGGCCUACCUGUGUCAGGUGCGGGACUUCUUGAAGGGGAGUGAAAUUCUGAUAUCCACUCCGGUCCGUUUCCUCCUCCAGGACCGGAGUUGCGACUCCGAUGCAAAAGUCAUCAGGAGCCCCCAGGGAGAUCAGGAGAGCCUGAAACAGCAGCAUCAGCUGGUGACCGAGCAGCUGAAGGGACUUUUCAAACAGAAGCAGCAGCAACAGCAGCAGGCAGGAUACAGGAAGCAUCCUGGACGACCCAAGGAAGAAAGUCUGGUGGCGCCUCUCAAGUCGCAAGGGUUGCUGGCUAUAAGUGAACCGGUCAGGCUUCCUGAAGGAGGUCAGCCAGAAUUCCUAGACAUUCCUGGCAUUGCUGGAGAAGCACAGAGUCUCCACAAGCAGUUGAAAGAGAAAACAGAAACAAUCUCUGCCAUGGCCUCUGAAAUCCAGGCUCUGAAGCAGAAGAAUGAGGCCUUAAUGAAAGCUAAGAUGAGGUUCCAGCAACAGAUCCAGGAGAUUCGCAGACUUUCGAAACAACAGCCCGAAAGGAGCAGUACUGAACUCUUGGUUCCUAGGCUCUCCAUGAGUCUGGGGCAGGAUUUGCAAAGUGCUCAAGGGAGUGACAGCUCCGUGCAUUCACCCCAAAGUGAUGAGAUUGCAUUCUCCUUUCGCAGUAGAGAAAAUCUACCUUCGGCUAUGCAGGGGACUGAGCUCCAUCCCAGUUCUGAAGACAAGCAGAGUUGCAUCUUUUCCCUCCAAUCACAUCUAGAAGUGUCAGACAGCGCUGUGCCUUCCAUCAAGCUCUCAUUAGGCCCUACAGCUUCCCUGCAAGAGUCCCAGAGCCACACCGAGAGCGAAGGGGCCUUACUCAGUCCCCACAGCUCAGCUCUUUUAUCUCCAAGGCCGUAUGGGCCCCGACGACCAUGGGCUCCCUUUAAAUUCAAAGGGAGCCCCGAACCUUCAGAGAACUGA
Rhineura floridana is the source of this 3166-nucleotide messenger RNA. RefSeq names its product golgin subfamily A member 6-like protein 22. The transcript is spliced from 21 exons. The coding region runs from base 2 to 3166 and encodes 1054 amino acids. The record is from RefSeq and is a predicted model, not a curated record. Lineage: Eukaryota; Metazoa; Chordata; Lepidosauria; Squamata; Rhineuridae.